UUUUAAUUUUAGGUUAUGUUUUUCAUGCUGUUGUUUUUGUUGGAGGAUGCUUUUGCUUCUUAUGUUUACUUUUACAUCAAAGAUUUUUGAUAUAAUAGGGCAUGUCCAUGUGACGUCACAAAUGAGUUUGACAGUCGCCCUGAGGUAAAACAAAUCAUUUAUUUACAUUCGUUUAGAUUAGGCCAGUUAUGUUUUAUGCGGUUUUCACAGCUUUUUCACAAGUUUUGGUGUUAUUUUGUUUUAAAAAAGUUAGAGCGGAGUGUUUGUGUUCCAGUCUAUGUGGUCUUUCAUCUAAAACUUUGCUAGGUUUUUCUAUAAUGGAUUAAAUUCAGGUUUUUUCCAACAAAUAUCAAAACCAAGUGGCACAAGAACAAAUAUAUAAGUAUAGUUACUCUAUAUUCAAUCUAUUAUUCUGUCAGAUCUUCUCUUUUAACAACAUAAAUCAAUUUUUCUCUUCUUUCUUAAGCUAACAAAUCAAACCUCCCAUUGUUAUUUAAAAUUGAUGGAAACCUAUGGAAGGAUAUUGUAUCCAUUGCGUUAUACUGCCACAAAUAACAACUAACAAACUCUAGGCAUGUCCAAGAAACUUCUGGAGCACACAAAAGGCGAAUGUCAAUAGUGUCAAACUGUCAGAUCCUGUACUUGUUGCCCUAUUGCGUGGAAAGGUUUGAAUGAAAAUGAAUUUUUCGAGGCAAGAAUGGAACGAAAACAUCAAAAUUGACGUAUUGGAAUUCCUUAAAACCUCAAAGAAGUACAAAACUGAUAAAUAUUGCAAUAAAGAAGAACACAACAGGUUGAUGGGUUUUUUUCCAUUGAGUGAAGAAUUGAAGAAAGAUCUAGAAAACUACAUCGAACAAAAAGUAUGUAUUGACAUCACUGGUGAUGUUGAAGUUGUUCUUAAUCCAAAUUCAACUUAUGAAACUCCAAGUCUGAAAACUGAAAAUCCUUUUUUAACAUCCUUCAGCGAUUCCAAUAAGACUUCCUUAAAUGAGCUCCUAGAAACAAUAAAAAUGAGUUUAAAAGUUAACCAAACAGUACCCGAAACUGUAUUAGAUGAAUUGUUGAAUGUAAAUGAUGUAGAUUUGGAGAGAAGCUUCAACUAUUUUGUCAAAGAGUUUUCCUUGGAAGAUACACAAAACUUCUGGAAUUCACUUAAAGACAUUCACAUCUGCUCUGAUUUGUUUGUUAAAUAUUAUAUAAAUAUUUUAUUUUUGCCAAAGGCAAAACAAGAAUUCAGUUACCAUUCCCAAGAAAUACUUUCAAAGUUAUUUCAAAAGUAUUGUGAUAUUCUAAAGACUGCAUUAGUUAAGGAACUUGCCCAGGCCAAUAAUUGUAAUGAAAUUUUGCUGCAGUAUGUUUCUACAUUAAGUAAUGAUGAAAAGAGACUCAUUUUGAGGGAUUUCACAAACAUGGACAAACUACAGUCUCAGCAUAUACCGAUAUUAGAAUCCUUAUUAAAGUAUGAAGCCGAUCCAGUUUUUCUGAUAAAACUGCUAGAAAGUAUGGCGUCUGUCGCAACAGAAUUUACUAUGGAUAAUUCUUAUGGGAAAUUAUUAUUCAAGAUUAUCAAUUUGCUUGACAGAAAUGUCUCAGGACUGGAACAGCCCUUGAGACGCAUAUUGGGUUGCCAUAGGAGCAUUUGGAGAAUAAAGGUGGAAAAAGUGACUCUCAGUUGGUUUAAUGACACCUUAACGCAAAGUUUUAUUUGAAAGUUAUUGGAACCAUUUCACAAGACGGAAGUGUCUAGGAGGGAAGAUUCAGAAAACUUUUACUUUUGCUAGGUCAUAAGUCACCAUUUAGGCAAAAAGGAAAAAUAAGUGAAAAUAUGUCGUUAUUAUCAUUCAGGGGGAAUAUAUUUGAAAUUGUUGAAACUUUAGAAGUUUUUUUUUUCAAACAUGUUCUAAAUGCUAUAGUAAUGGAACGAUUAUUGAUACCAAUAGAAUCAAAGUUGUGAUUAUGUGAAUACAAAUUAAAAAUGCCUCAAGAAAACACUGGGACUUUUUUUUUCAAGUAGCAAAUAAGAAUUAUAUUUGCAUUAGUGUAAAUAGGCCAUUCAAUAUAGCAUUUGAAAUUACAGUAGAACCCAGAUUACCCGAAUCACAAUUGUGAGAGGAAAAAAACAAACUAAAAAUCAAAAAUUAGGCUGUAUCAAAUCCAGAGCUGGGCAGUAGCUAGCUACCAAGUAGUUAAGCUACUAGCUUAGCUACUUCUUUGGUAGCUAAUAACUUAUUCAAGCUACUUUGAAAAAAAAAUAGCUUGUAGCUGUAGCUUUUGGUAAUGUGUUUCAAGUAUUCAUAAGCUACUGUGAAAAGUAACUAGCUACUAAAACAAGUUACUUAAGCUACUUUUGGUAGAUAGUUAAUAGUUAUUUCAUAGUCCCAGUCCAAUAUUGUUCGGUAGCGGUAGACACACACGUUUAUAAAUAAGAA
Molecule: messenger RNA, 2429 nt
Organism: Ceutorhynchus assimilis (cabbage seed weevil)
Lineage: Eukaryota; Metazoa; Arthropoda; Insecta; Coleoptera; Curculionidae
Source: the annotation of a GenBank genome assembly